Messenger RNA from Rhagoletis zephyria (snowberry fruit fly), 1679 nucleotides. RefSeq lists its product as uncharacterized. Lineage: Eukaryota; Metazoa; Arthropoda; Insecta; Diptera; Tephritidae. The record is from RefSeq and is a predicted model, not a curated record.
UUUACGUAUCGGUAGGUUUACGUUCUUGACUAAUUUCAGCUUAAGAGUAAGCACCAGUAACUCAGCACAGUGCUGAGUUACACACCUCUAUACCCGUGAACCAAGAAUACAUUAGCGGCGUAAAAACUCUGGCAUAUCUGAUUCAAAUUCCUGGCAGGCAUGCUGAGUUAAUUUGUAUUAGGUAGCACAAAUUCAAAUACGAUUUCUACCCCUGACGGAGCACUUAUCCGCAUUUACUAGUUGCCAGCUGAUUUGAUACAAAUUUUGAACUCAAAAUGGAAAGGAGGGAAAAAAUACGAAUGGCAGCUGUUUUAUUGGCAAAACACAAUUUCUUAUUUAAAAAGAAACUUCACAUUCUUCUAUUAAAAUUAUUAAAUAAUAUGAAAGUAAUUAAUGGAUUGGCCAGUAUGAACCUUAACUUGCUGUGCCAAGCUGUGAUUGUUACACCUCCUGAUAUCAGAGAAAGGCAGCUGUCGAAAUUGGAACGCAAUGGAACUUUUUGGGAGCGUGAUGUGCCUUUAAUGGACGAAAGUCGUUUCAAAGAAAAUUUUCGAGUCAAUAGAAAUACGUUUCGAAGAAUUUGUGAGAAAGUUAAAGACAUUGAAAAGGUGGACAGUAAUAUGAAGCCAUGUAUUCCACUUCAUAAAAGAGUAGCUGUCUCACUAUUCGCAUUGGGAUCAGCUGCGGAGUAUAGGACUGUUGCAAGUCUCUUCGGUGUGGGACGCAGUACUGUUGGGGAAAUUCUUUUGGAUUUUUGCCAAGCAGUAUGUGAAAAUCUUUCUGCUUCCAUUAAUUCCUAUCCUCCUAAUCCACAAGAGAUAAGAAAAAUUGUUGAUGGAUUCGAACGCCUAGGAUUCCCGCAGUGUUUUGGAGCUGUGGAUGGCUGCCAUAUAGAAAUUCAACCACCAAAAAAGAGUGCAGUAGACUACCAAAACUGCAAGGGUUGGUACUCGGUGAUCUUGUUAGCGAGCUGUGACCACCGAUCAAAAUUUACCUACAUAAACAUUGGUUCACCUGGUAAAAACAACGACUCUGAUGUUUUCGAAAAUAGUGCAUUAAAAAGAUAUCACGAAACUGCGGAUAUUUUUAACCAGAAUAGCAAACGCAUAUGUGGAGUCAAUGUACCCGUUUUCCUUAUAGGCGAUUCGGCUUUUGGGCUCUCGCGGUAUAUGAUGAAACCAUUUCCAUAUUCAGCGAAUCAGUCUUAUAUAGAAAAAAAUUUUAACUACGAACUAUCUAGAUGCCGUCGCCCUAUUGAAAAAGCAUUCGAGCAACUUAAAGCUCGAUUCAGAAAAAUAGGUCGACGCUUGCAGGUCGCACCAAAAAACGUAAAUAUCAUAAUUAGAACGUGUUGUAUAUUGCACAAUUUUUUAAAAUUGGAAAACGACGAGGUCUAUACCGCUUGGAGGCAAGAUGCCAGAGAAGACUUAAAUGCCAGAAGUCAGCCAUGUCAUACUACAAGAGUUGGCGAAAAUGAUGUGAACGCAUCCGCUAUUAGAAAUGCAAUAGCCGAGAGUUUUCGGGAAGUGGAUGGUGAUGUAUCAGGAAGCGAGAGAGGUGGUGAUGGUGGCGGCAGUGGCACUAGCAAGGGUGACGAUGUUGACGGAGCUGGUGGUGAUGAUGAGCGUACUGAUGGGGUUGCUGAUGCCAGCGACUGAGAGUCUGCGUUUAAUAGGCUG